GAAAAUACAAUAAAUGAGGAAGUUAGAACAAAUUUUAUUACUUAUCUUUCUAAGUCUGCUGAUAAUGGUAACCAUUUGGCUCAAUAUAAUUUAGGAAAACUUUUUUAUUUUGGUAAACUAAAUGUUCCAGUAGAUAAAGAAAAGGGUAAAAAAUUUUUAAUAAUAGCAGCUAAGAAUAAUAAUUCAGAAGCUAUAGAUUUGUGUAGAGAAGAAAAUAUUAGUUGA
Messenger RNA from Racocetra persica, 225 nucleotides. The record is from the annotation of a GenBank genome assembly. NCBI's taxonomy places the organism in Eukaryota, Fungi, Glomeromycota, Glomeromycetes, Diversisporales, Gigasporaceae.